Xyrauchen texanus (razorback sucker) is the source of this 2076-nucleotide messenger RNA. RefSeq names its product ALG6 alpha-1,3-glucosyltransferase (gene alg6). The coding region runs from base 100 to 1620 and encodes 506 amino acids. The record is from RefSeq and is a predicted model, not a curated record. Gene Ontology annotation, cellular component: endoplasmic reticulum membrane. The transcript is spliced from 14 exons. Gene Ontology annotation, biological process: protein N-linked glycosylation. Lineage: Eukaryota; Metazoa; Chordata; Actinopteri; Cypriniformes; Catostomidae. Gene Ontology annotation, molecular function: dolichyl pyrophosphate Man9GlcNAc2 alpha-1,3-glucosyltransferase activity.
UUUCAGGAAGUGAAUCACAGCCGAUUGUGCUCUCUAGAAAAGCAUGAUAGAUUUGACAAAUUUAUGAUUUGAAAUCAAAGACAUUGAAGGAAAAAACACAUGGAGAACUGGAGCCUUAUUUCCCUGUGCGUGCUGCUCGGUUUAACGACGAGAUGGGCUGUGUCUUUUAACUCUUACUCAGGUGCAGGUAAACCACCAAUGUUCGGUGACUAUGAGGCACAGAGACACUGGCAAGAAGUGACUUACAAUCUACCUGUUCAAGAAUGGUACUUUAAUACUACAAAUAAUGAUUUGAACUAUUGGGGUCUUGACUAUCCUCCUCUGACAGCAUAUCAUAGUCUGGUGUGUGCAUAUGUAGCAAAGCUACUCAAUCCUGACUGGGUAGAGUUGCAUGCAUCUAGAGGUUAUGAAAGCCACUCUCAUAAGUUGUUCAUGAGGACAACAGUUUUGUUUGCAGAUAUUUUAAUCUACAUUCCAGCAGUCCUGCUUUACUGCUUCUAUCUCUGUGAUGGGUCCCCUAAACAAAAAGUCGCCACAGCCUUCUGCAUACUUCUGUAUCCAGGACUUAUACUGAUUGACUAUGGCCAUUUUCAGUAUAACUGUGUGAGCCUGGGUCUUGCCCUGUGGGGCAUUUUGGGACUUGGUUUAGGUUGGGACGUCUUUGGUUCUUUGGCCUUCACCCUUGCCCUCAAUUACAAACAAAUGCAAUUGUACCACUCACUGCCUUUCUUCUGCUACCUCCUGGGAAAGUGUAUUAAACAGGGCCUUACUGGCCGAGGACUUUUUCUACUGGCCAAGAUCUCGUUGACUGUAAUAGCGACCUUUGCCCUCUGUUGGCUGCCCUUUUUGUCCGACCCACAUCAACUUCUACAGGUUCUUCAUCGCCUUUUUCCCAUCUACCGUGGUCUGUUUGAGGAUAAAGUGGCUAACACAUGGUGCAGCUUGAAUGUGCUGAUAAAGAUCAAGACCCUGCUGUCCAGAGAGACUCAGCUGUUCCUCAGUUUUGCUCUCACUCUCUUGUUCAUCCUGCCUUCAUCGUUAAAAUUGCUAUCCAAACCUACUCUAUGGCAGUUCAAGCUCGCUCUGGUGAACUCCUCCCUGGCAUUCUUCCUUUUCUCCUUCCAAGUCCAUGAGAAGUCCAUCCUUCUAGCAGCCUUGCCAGUUUGUCUUGUCAUCAAUGAAAUCCCUCUGAUUGCCAUCUGGUUUUUGUUAACGUCAACUUUCAGCAUGCUCCCCCUGCUGUUGAAGGACGGUUUACUGUUGCCGUAUGUGGUGACCUCAUUGGCAUUCCUCUUUCUGGGUCUCUAUCUGCUCGCUGCAUUAGAGAGAAGUACAGAUGAAGAGCUCAGGCUGGGCCUGUACCUCAAAGUCUCUCGGUACUGUCUGCCUAAACUCAACCUUAGCCAGAUCAUCAAAUGGAAAUUCUGGUUUUCACUGGUGGCCAUGGCUGUUUUGAGCUUUGCGAGCGUGUGUUUGGAGCCCCCAACAAAGUUGCCCGAUCUGUUUCCAGUGCUGGUCUCCAUCCUCUCCUUUCUCCAUUUUCUGGGAUUUGUCAUAUAUUUCAACGUAGUCCAGUUUUCGGAACCACAGAGGAAAAAGAGCCAAAAGAAAACAAACUGAAACAUGCCUUCAAAGAAAAAAACCCAAACAGUGCAAAGAACAAAAUUAUGGCAAAAGGAGAGGAGAAUCCCUUGUGUCAGAAUAAAACCGGAUGGGAAUAUUUGAGAAAAUUCAAUUUCCCCUUAAUGAGGUUUGCCCGAGUUGAGAAUAGUAAUUCCAAUGAAAGGGGAUGCAGUUCUGCCAGACUUUCUCUCACUUGUAUGCCUUCGAUCAUUUCAGUUAAUGGGAUAUUGGGAUUGUAUAAAUGACCAGUUUGUAAGGGACCAUUUGUGUUGACAUAAUUUUUUAUUAACAUUUUUUAUAAACAAUGUUUUUGUACCAAAUGAAAAUGUCUCUCUUGUAUCUGAACGUGGGUAUCAAGGUUUUUUAAAUGACAACAACAAUGUUAUUGAGCCAAAAGUCACCAAAUAAAUUAACUUGGAAAAACUCUCAUUUUUGAUGAUAAUUGUGGUGAAG